This is a messenger RNA of Geodia barretti, 369 nucleotides long. The record is from the annotation of a GenBank genome assembly. Lineage: Eukaryota; Metazoa; Porifera; Demospongiae; Tetractinellida; Geodiidae.
AUGCAGAUAACACUGAAUCUCGACGAAACCAUCGCUGAGCGGCUGCAGGCGGAGGCGAAACGUCGCGGGACCACGGCGUCGGCGCUGGCCGAGGCGGGCAUUCGCGAAAUCCUCGGGGAGGGUCCGGUCGCGGACGAGAACCGCGAUACAUUGUCGAAUGUGCCGCGACGCACCAACCUGGUUGACACUCCCGAGAAGCAGGAAUUCCGCCGUGUGAUGGAGGAAUAUUUCGGAGGGCCGGCCCCACAAACUGCCGAGGAGUUGUUUGAAAGGCUACCCAAGUGGAACAGCGGUGGGGAAUUGGUCGAUAUUACCAACAAAGAGGAACUCUAUCGGGUGAUGGACGAGGACGAUGGUUUUCGAUACUAA